GGAGGAGAGAGAGGAGAAGAGAAGAAGGAGGAGGGAGAGGAGGAGGGGCGCAGGGCCGCGGCGCCUGCUCCGGGCGUUGGCACCACAGGACUUUCCUUCCCCGCGGUGCGCUCCCCUGCUGUCCCGAGGCUGCCAGCCCCGCUCGGGCGCUCGCCUGCCCACCCGCCCCAUGGCUUCUCCGGACGACCCUCUACGCGCAGAUCACAUGGCGAAGGAGCCAGUGGAAGACACAGACCCUAGCACUUUAUCCUUCAACGUGUCAGACAAAUAUCCCAUUCAAGAUACGGGACUCCCUAAAGCUGAGGAGUGUAAUCCAAUUACUUUGAACUGCCCAACAAAUUCUGAUGUGCAACAUCAGGGAGAAGAAAAUGGCUUUGCAGACAGUACUGGAGAUCCGCUUUCAGAUAUAAGCAAGGACACUUCCUGCCCGGAGAACUGUACUUGCUCCUCUUGCUCACUCCGGGCCCCCACCAUCAGUGACUUGCUCAAUGAUCAGGACUUACUCGACGUGAUCAGGAUAAAGCUGGAUCCCUGUCACCCAACGGUCAAAAACUGGAGGAAUUUUGCAAGCAAAUGGGGCAUGCCCUACGAUGAACUGUGUUUCCUGGAGCAGAGGCCGCAGAGCCCCACCUUGGAGUUCUUGCUCCGGAACAGCCAGAGGACGGUGGGCCAGCUGAUGGAGCUCUGCAGGCUGUACCACAGGGCCGACGUGGAGAAAGUCCUGCGCAGGUGGGUGGAUGAGGAGUGGCCCAAGAGGGUGCGUGGAGACCACCCCAGGAACUUCUAG
Molecule: messenger RNA, 787 nt
Organism: Rhinolophus ferrumequinum (greater horseshoe bat)
Lineage: Eukaryota; Metazoa; Chordata; Mammalia; Chiroptera; Rhinolophidae
Gene: EDARADD
Product: EDAR associated via death domain
Exons: 6
Coding region: 170-787 (205 amino acids)
Biological process (GO): signal transduction
Molecular function (GO): protein binding
Source: RefSeq, a predicted model, not a curated record